UCAUCAGUCAUCAACAGCUCGUCCAAGUCUCCGACAAACGACAACCACACUUCAACCACUUUAAUCGUAUAUUAUAUACAUCACCCACAGCCGCCAUCAUGCAAUUCACAGUGUUGAUCGCCUUCGUGCUCGUAGCCGCCGCCGUCGCCUCCCCAGUCGCCGACAAGCCCGCCGCCGACAAGUCCGAAUCCGUCAAAGACAAACGCGCCAUCUACGCUGUAGCCCCUUCAGUAUACCACGCUCCGGCCGUCUACCACGCCCCGGCCGUCUACCACGCACCGUCCGUGUACCACGCACCGGCCGUCUACCACGCUCCGUCCGUGUACCACGCACCGGCCGUGUACCACGCUCCGGCCGUGUACCACGCUCCGGCCGUGUACCACGCGCCCGCCGCCGCCACUUCUUACUCCAGCGUGAGCAUCUCUCACCCGGCCGUGGUCGCCAGCGCCCCAGUCUACGCCCCAGCCCAUCCGCUGUACUACCACCGUCGCUGAACGGACGACAUGACGAGAUUCUGAAAACAUUUCACGUGCCACAGACAGACCAACCGUCCAACUACACACUGCUGCAGUUGAUGUGCCGGUCGAAAAUUUCACAGUCUUCAAUCAUGCAUAAUAUAAUAUAAUAUACAUACCAAUGUGUGUAUAUAUGUAAUUAAAUUAUUACGGUGUUGAAUUCAUCCGCUCGAUAAUAAAAAUCUAUAUAUUUAUACGUACAA
This is a messenger RNA of Rhopalosiphum maidis (corn leaf aphid), 718 nucleotides long. Its product is annotated as cuticle protein 64-like. The record is from RefSeq and is a predicted model, not a curated record. Bases 99 to 494 code for a protein of 131 amino acids. NCBI's taxonomy places the organism in Eukaryota, Metazoa, Arthropoda, Insecta, Hemiptera, Aphididae. The transcript is spliced from 4 exons.